AUGGUAUACGUGCGCCAGGAAUUCCUGCCGAAUCUAAAGGCUUAUAAGUACUCGAGCGUCGACCACUCGUUAACGUCUAAGUACAUCUUGAAGCCGUUUUACACCAAUGUCGUCAUCAAGUGCUUCCCCAUGUCCAUGGCCCCGAACCUCAUCACCUUGACGGGUUUCAUGUUCAUUGUUGCCAACUUCUUUACCCUGCUAUGGUAUAACCCUACUCUCGAUCAGGACUGUCCGUCUUGGGUUUACUACUCGUGGGCUGUUGGUCUGUUCCUAUAUCAGACUUUUGAUGCGGUGGAUGGGACGCAAGCACGACGAACAAAGCAAAGCGGUCCCCUCGGCGAGCUAUUCGACCACGGCGUCGACGCCCUGAAUACCUCCCUCGAAUGCAUUCUCUUCGCCGCCUCGCAGAACAUGGGUCAGAGCUGGUACACGGUCGCCGCGCUUUUUGCCUCUCUCCAGACCUUCUACGUCCAGACUUGGGAGGAAUACCACACCGGAACCCUCACCCUAGGCAUCGUCAGCGGCCCCGUCGAAGGCAUCCUGAUCAUCGUGUUCGUAUACGCACUGACGGGGUACAUGGGCGGCGCCUCCUUUUGGCAACAGUCUAUGCUCGAAACCCUGCAUAUCCCAAAGUCCCUCGGCAUCCCCGAGUACCUGUAUAACCUAUCCUUCACACAGUGGUACAUGGUGCAAGGCACCGUCGUCAUGGUCUUCAACACAAUUGAGAGCGCACGCAACGUCAUCCGCGCCCGUCGUGCCCGCGGCGAUCGCAGUCGCUGGGCUUUGCUUGGCUUACUGCCCUUCGGCAGCAUCUGGGUCCUCGUCGUUGGGUACUUGUACUUGCAGCCCUUAAUCCGCACCCAGCAUCUGAUCCCCUUCGCCCUAUUCGUCGGCUUCGUGAACGCGUAUAGCGUCGGCCAGGUCAUCACCGCACACCUGGUUAAGCUCCCGUUCCCCUACUGGAACGUGCUAGCGUUGCCCCUGGCCUACGGUAUCAUCGACUCUCUCGGCCCCAUCCUCCAGUCGCACUUCGGCUGGGCUUCCGGCUGGCCUAGCGCUCUCGGAGAUGAUGUGUACCAGGUCGCUUUCAUGUUCUCCAUGUUGGGCGUCGCGAUUGGUGUGUACGGGUCUUUUGUGUCGAUGUGA
Molecule: messenger RNA, 1146 nt
Organism: Daldinia childiae
Lineage: Eukaryota; Fungi; Ascomycota; Sordariomycetes; Xylariales; Hypoxylaceae
Product: putative CDP-alcohol phosphatidyltransferase class-I family protein C22A12.10
Exons: 3
Coding region: 1-1146 (381 amino acids)
Biological process (GO): phospholipid biosynthetic process
Cellular component (GO): membrane
Molecular function (GO): phosphotransferase activity, for other substituted phosphate groups
Source: RefSeq, a predicted model, not a curated record